Molecule: messenger RNA, 1235 nt
Organism: Saccostrea cuccullata (small rock oyster)
Lineage: Eukaryota; Metazoa; Mollusca; Bivalvia; Ostreida; Ostreidae
Product: alpha-N-acetylgalactosaminidase-like
Exons: 9
Biological process (GO): glycoside catabolic process; oligosaccharide metabolic process
Cellular component (GO): cytoplasm
Molecular function (GO): alpha-galactosidase activity
Source: RefSeq, a predicted model, not a curated record
AGGUUGAUGGCCCAUCAUUUAAGAGGAUAAUAAUGGUAAUCUCAAUCACAUGGUAAAUCACAUGACCAUUCCUCAUCUCACGUGAAACCGUAAAUCGAAGACGAAAGUAGGCAGAUACUGAUACAAGAAUGAAGACACUGUUGUUAUUCCUGGCUGGGCUCUCCAGUAUCUACACACUGGAUAAUGGAUUGGCCCGCACUCCCCCUAUGGGCUGGAACUCAUGGGAACGUUUUAGAUGCAACACUGAUUGUCUCAAUGAUCCAGAAAAUUGCAUUGGAGAGAAACUGUACAUGCAGAUUGCGGACAGAAUGGCAGAGGAUGGCUACAAAGACGUUGGAUAUGAGUACGUAAAUGUAGAUGACUGCUGGAUGGCCAAAAAACGAGGACCUGAUGGAAGACUGCAGGCAGACCCUGACAGGUUCCCCAGUGGCAUGAAAGCUCUGGGUGACUAUAUCCACAGUAAAGGUCUGAAGUUUGGGAUCUAUGAGGACUUCGGGACAGAAACGUGUGGGGGAUUCCCUGGCAGCAAGUUCUUCAUGGAAUCUGAUGCUCAGACAUUUGCUGACUGGGGUGUAGAUCUACUGAAGUUAGAUGGUUGUUAUAGUAAUGUAGAAGACAUGACUUCUGGAUAUCCCAUUAUGGAGUUUUUCCUCAACAAAACAGGCAGACCUAUUCUCUACUCUUGCAGCUGGCCUGCUUACUUUGUAGCCAAUGAUAAAAUUCCUGAUUACAAAGCUAUUGCUAAGAGCUGUAACAUCUGGAGAAAUUUUGAUGAUAUCCAGGACUCAUGGGAUAGCGUGGCCAGUAUCAUUGGAUACUAUGGCAAAAAUAAGGGAAACUUUUCUGAUGUAGCAGGUCCAGGAAAUUUUAAUGAUCCUGAUAUGAUAAUAGUUGGAAACUUUGGCUUGAGUAAGGAACAGCAGAAAUCCCAGAUGGCAUUGUGGGCCAUCAUGGCAGCCCCCCUGAUCAUGUCCACAGACCUCAGGAAUAUUGACCCUUACUCCAAGGCCCUCCUACAACACAAGGGGGUGAUAGCCAUCAAUCAGGACCCCCUAGGACAGCCAGGGGCUCUAUUGGUAGAUAUGAACCAAAUACAGUUCUGGUUUCGGCCGGUCACUCCACAGGGAAGUGUCGCCUUUGCAAUUCUUUACACUGGAUCAGGAGGAACUCCGGAAAAGCUGAGUGUGGAGUGUCAGACGGUAGGCAUGAUAGGACCAGGGGGGUACAAUGUCACA